Messenger RNA from Paramormyrops kingsleyae, 571 nucleotides. It is a transcript of the gene sdhaf3, whose product is annotated as succinate dehydrogenase complex assembly factor 3. Gene Ontology annotation, biological process: succinate metabolic process; mitochondrial respiratory chain complex II assembly. The record is from RefSeq and is a predicted model, not a curated record. Gene Ontology annotation, cellular component: mitochondrion; mitochondrial intermembrane space. Lineage: Eukaryota; Metazoa; Chordata; Actinopteri; Osteoglossiformes; Mormyridae.
GUAUGACUUCACCCACACUCAACAUACAGCCAAAAUAUCUAUGGUGCUCAAUGGACUGCAAAGUGUCCUGGGUUAAGGGAAGGCGGUGUCUGUGCAGUGAUAUUUCGGGAGUGCAAAUUACUUCCACCGUUCCCUGCCUGAACCCGGUGGCAGCACCGUAGGCCGGAUCGUCGCACGCGUUUGAAGUGUCCUUAUGGCAGGUCCGAGCCACGUUUUAAAGGUCCGAUCCUUAUACAAGCGGAUACUCCUACUGCACCGUUUCAUGCCCCUGGACCUGCGGGCUCUCGGGGACCAGUACGUAAAGGACGAGUUUAGGAGGCACAAGGCGGCGAGGCCCCAGGAGGUCACAAGCUUUAUGCGGGAGUGGGAGAACUACAAGGACGGCCUGCAGUCUCAGGUCCUGGAAUCAGCCGGGAGGGAGGCGAACGUCGGCAAGUACGGGGCGGACCUGUCAGCGGAGCAGCUCUCGCAGCUUCAGGACCAGCAGAUUGGACAGCUCUACGAACUCAUGCUGGAGUCCACCAAGUCCAAUCGCCAGUUCAGCAUCCAGGGGGACAGUUUGAAUAAGUAG